Molecule: messenger RNA, 372 nt
Organism: Cucurbita pepo subsp. pepo (vegetable marrow)
Lineage: Eukaryota; Viridiplantae; Streptophyta; Magnoliopsida; Cucurbitales; Cucurbitaceae
Source: RefSeq, a predicted model, not a curated record
AUGUUGAACGAUUACCAUCCAUUUUCAUUUACUCGCAAGCUCAAAUCCUCAAUCCUCUGUUUCCGUCGCGAUCAUGGCGAUUUCCUCGAAAACGAAGACGAUUCUUCUCCAAGAACCCCUAGAUCGCCGCUCAAAUCAAUGGCCGCAGAGUUCCCGGAGCUUCGAGGAAUGUGCAGGAAUCUCGUCGCUCGGAUCGGCAGGUCUCGCCGCCGGUACCAUCACUCCGCCGAUUUCCGAUACGAUCCUUCUAGCUAUGCGCUUAAUUUCGAGGACGAACAGGUUCGGGAUGAUGAUGAGUUUCCGAUUAGGGAUUUCGCUUCCAGAUUGCCGGCGUCUCCGCCGACUUCCCGGAGACUUUCGCCCGCGAAAUGA